Molecule: messenger RNA, 3051 nt
Organism: Sapajus apella (tufted capuchin)
Lineage: Eukaryota; Metazoa; Chordata; Mammalia; Primates; Cebidae
Gene: TROAP
Product: trophinin associated protein
Exons: 14
Coding region: 223-2943 (906 amino acids)
Source: RefSeq, a predicted model, not a curated record
AAAGUGGUUCGACAACUGGUCCUUUUUUUGGCCCCUCCUGCGAAGCCCUCGGAUUGGACGGCUGAGUCCUGCUACACGCGCCUCCACGGGUGCGCGGCCGGGCCAAUCAGAAGGUUGGCGUAUUUUACAAACUGGGGAAGUAGCUGCAGCCAGCAGUAGCUGAGAGUCAGGCGAAAAGCGGAGAAGGCUGGGUCGGCUCCGAGGGGCUCUUGAGAAGCCAUCAUGACCACCCUCCAAGCCACGAAGGAUCCCCUCCUCCGGGGUGUAUCUCCUACCCCUAGCAAGAUUCCGGUACGCUCUCAGAGACGCAUGCCUUUACCCACUGUUACAUCGUGCGCCCUGGACCAGGAGAACCAAGAUCCAAGGAGAUGGGUGCAGAAACCACCGCUCAAUAUUCAACACCACCACGUUGAUUCAGCAGGCCCCAGGCCGAAAGCCAGGCACCAAGCAGAGACAUCACAAAGAUUGGUGGGGACCACUCAGCAUCGAAACCCCUUGGAGGAGCUCAGGCCUAGCCCUGGAGGUCAAAAUGUGGGGCCUGAGCCCCCUGCCCAGACAGAGGCUCCAGGGGCCAUAGAGUUUGUGGCUGAUCCUGCAGCCCUGGCCACCAUCCUGUCAGGUGAGGGUGUGAAGAGCUGUCACCUGGGGCGCCAGCCUAGUCUGGCUAAGAGAGUAUUGAUUCGAGGAAAUCAGGGACGCACCACCCAGAGGGGCCAGGGUGUUCGGGCCUCUGCAUAUUUGGCCCCCAGAACGCCCACCCACCGACUGGACCCUGCCAGGGCUUCCUGCUUCUCAAGGCUGGAGGGACCAGGACCUCGAGGCCAGACUUUGUGCCCCCAGAGGCUACAGGCUCUGAUUUCACCUUCAGGACCUUCCUUUCACCCUUCCACUCGCCCCAGUUUCCAGGAGCUAAGAAGGGAGGCAGCUGGCAGCAGCCGGACUUCCGUGAGCCAGGCCUCAGGAUUGCUCCUGGAGACCCCAGUCCAGCCUGCUUUCUCUCUUCCUAAAGGAGAACAUGAGGUUGUCACUCACUCAGAUGAAGGAAGUGUGUCCUCCCUUGGUCUGGCCCAGCGAGUACCAUUAAGAAAAAAACAAGAAAUGACACAUGGCAAGGACAGCCUUGACUACCACCUGAUGUCCUCCCCUGCCCCUGUGUCCCAGCGCUUGCCUGGCCAUACAGUGCCAUGUCCAUCACCCUUUGGACGGGCUCAGCGUGUACCUUCCCCAGGCCCUCCAUCUCUGAAAUCAUGUUCAGUGUUGCGGCAUCUCACCCUUCAACCUAAAACCCGGUUCACACACGUGCCAUCAACCCCCAGAGUUCAGCAGGCCCAGUGGCUGAGUGGUGUCUCCCCUCAGUCCUGCUCUGAAGAUCCUGCCUUGCCCUGGGAGCAGGUUGCAGUCCGGUUAUUUGAACAAGAAAGUUCUAUAAGAUCGCUGGAGGGGUCAGGGAAACCACCUGUGGCCACUCCUUCUGGAUCCUACUCUAACAGAACCCCCAGCCUCCAGGAGGUGAAGAUGCAGCGCAUUGGGAUCCUGCAGCAGCUGUUGAGACAGGAGGUGGAGGGACUGGUAGGAGCCCAGUGUGUCCCCCUUAAUGGAGGCUCCUCUCUGGAUAUGGUUAAUCUUCAGCCCCUGCUGACUGAGAUUUCCAGAACUCUGAAUGCCACAGAGCAUAACUCUGGGACUUCCUACCUUCCUGGACUGUUACAACACUCAGGGCUGCUAGAGCCCUGCCUUCCAGAGGACUGCAGGGAACCACAGCCCUGCCCUCCAGCAGAGCCUGGGCCCCCAGAGGCCUGCUGUAGGAGUGAGCCUGAGAAACCAGGGCCCUCCCUGCAGGCACAGCUUGAGGUACCAGAGUCCUGCCCUGCAGCAAAGCCCAGGCCCCCAGAGGCCACCUGUAGGAGUGAGUCUGAGACAUCAGAGCCCUUCUCCCAGGAACAGCUUGAAGUACCAGAGCCCUGCCCUCCAGCAGAGCCCGGGCCUCCAGAGUCUGGUAGGAGUGAGCCUGAGACAUCAGAGCCCUUCUCCCAGGGACAGCUUGAGGUACCAGAGCCCUGCCCUCCAGCAGAGCCCAGGCCUCCAGGGUCCUGCUGUAGGAGUGAGCCUGAGAUAGCAGAGCCCUCCCCACAGGAACAGCUUGAGGUACCAGAGCCCUGCCCUCCAGUAGAGCCCGGGCCCCUUCAGCCCAGCACCCAGGGGCAGGCUGGACCCCCAGGGCCCUGCCCUAGGGUACAGCUGGGGGCAUCAGAGCCCUGCAGCCUAGAACAUAGAAGUCCAGAGUCCAGCCUACCACCCUGCUGCAGUCAGUGGGCUCCAGCAACCACCAGCCUGAUCUUCUCUUCCCAACACCCACUUUGUGCCAGCCCCCCUAUCUGCUCACUCCAGUCUCUGAGGCCUCCAGCAGGCCAGGCAGGUAAGGAGUUGGCUGGGAAGGAAUGUGAACAUGGGAGGUCCUCAUCUCACUGUGAGCUGUGCCCCUGCCCUACCCCUACCCCUGCCCCAGGCAAUCCCAUGCUUCCACUGCUUCCAUACCUUCCACCCUGCCCCAGCCUGGCUCUCCCUCAGGAAGCGGGGAGGAGCUGCACUUCCAGCCUUUUGCUCCCAAAUGGCUUGGUCCUGGGUGGGGGAGGAGGAGAGGAAAGGACAUGCUGGAAGUAUAGGACCCCAGAGCCCCCUCUAAACUCUCCAUGGCCCUCAGGCCCCAGCAGCCUGGCCCCUCGAACCCUAGCCCUGAGGCAGCGCCUCAAAGCGUGUUUAACCGCCAUCCACUGCUUCCACGAGGCUCGUCUGGAUGAUGAGUGUGCCUUUUACACCAGCCGAGCCCCUCCCUCAGGCCCCACCCGGGUCUGCACCAACCCUGUGGCUACAUUACUCGAAUGGCAGGAAGCCCUGUGUUUCAUUCCAGUUGGUUCUGCUGCCCCCCAGGGCUCCCCAUCAUGAGGCACCACUCCUGCGCUGCGUCUUCCUUUUAGCCCUUAUUUAUUGUCGGUCUGCCCAUGGGACUGGGAGCCGACCACUUUGUCCUCAAUAAAGUUUCUCAAGUAUCCA